GGCGUGUGUCUUCAUCUCUGACUCCAGAGAGGGGUGAUAAAAGGACGUUCCACUUUGUUUCCCUCUUUUUUGUCCCAGAGAGUUAGGGAAAUUGUAAAGGGACAGUCCAGACCUCGCACUGGUAGGGGAGAUCCCUUGGAUAGGUGUCCUGCUCCCCCAUAAACUCCUUUGUGCCCUGUUUCCCCAACCCCGGUCUGUGGGUUGAGAGAUAACCCUCUCCACAGAAGGCAGCAUGUAGAUGGAGAAACUGAGGCACAAACUGGGGGCUCAAACACCUCUUGCCCUUGAUUCUCUGAAUCAGUUUCUCUUGGGGUCAUAAGAAUGUUCUCCUCCCAUCAGUCCCAUUCUUCUCAAUCCUCUGAGGAGGUUUCAGGGUGACUUGGGAGGAGUGGCUUCCAGAGGAGGAGCAGCUGGGACUGAGUCAUGGCAGGAAGCUGAGGAGGGCGGGAGAUCACACCAGACUUAUAAAAGAAGAGCUAGUCCUGAAGCUCAGAGCAAUAACAGCUCCCAGACAAGCUCCAGCGACCGGCGCUUCACAUCCACCUGCCUGAGAAGACCCGCCUCUGGGUGUCCAGUGGUCAGUUCUUGCCCCAGGAUGGGGACCACAGCCAGAGCAGCCUUGGUCUUGGCCUAUUUGGCUGUCGCUUCUGCUGCCUCUGAGGGAGGCUUUGAGACUGCAGGGCAGGGGCAGCUGAGGCCAGAGCACAUCAUGCAGCACUUUCAAGAAGUUGGCUACGCGGCUCCCCCCUCCCCACCCCUGUCCCGAAGCCUCCCGGUAGAUCACCCUGACACCUCUCAGCAUGGACCGCCCUUUGAGGAACAGAAGGAAAUUCAGCCCUGUCAGGACACCACCCCUGUCCAACAGGAAGAGCUGCUACCUUCCAGAUUCCCUGCUGAAAAGGAAGUGCAAGAUGGUUCCCCUCUCCCUCAGGAAGCUGUACCCCUCCAACAAGAGCCGCUCUCUCUCCAGCACCCCAGUGAACAGAAGGAAGGAACGCCAGCUCCGUUUGGGAACCGGAAUCUUCCAGAACCUGAGUCCUGGAAUGCAGCCCAGCACUGCCGACAGGGCCGGUCCCGAGGGGGCUGGGGCCACCGGCUGGAUGGCUUCCCCCCUGGGCGGCCUUCUCCAGACAAUCUGAAUCAGAUCUGCCUUCCUGACCGUCAGCAUGUGGUAUAUGGCCCCUGGAACCUGCCACAGUCCGGCUACUCCCACCUCUCUCGCCAGGGUGAGACCCUCAAUUUCCUGGAGACUGGAUAUUCCCGCUGCUGCCACUGCCGCAGCCACACAAACCGCCUAGAGUGUGCCAAACUCGUGUGGGAGGACACAAUGAGCCGAUUCUGUGAGGCCGAGUUCUCGGUCAAGACCCGACCCCACUGGUGCUGCACACGGCAGGGGGAGGCUCGGUUCUCCUGCUUCCAGGAGGAAGCUCCCCAGCCACACUACCAGCUCCAGCCCUGCCCCAGCCAUCAGCCUGAUAUCUCCUCGGGUCUUGAGCUGCCUUUCCCCCCUGGGGCGCCCACAUUGGACAAUAUCAAGAACAUCUGCCACCUGAGGCGCUUCAGCUCUGUGCCACGCCACCUGCCAGCGACUGACCCCCUCCGAAGGCAGCUGCUGGCACUGACCCGGCUGGAGAGGGAGUUCCAGCGCUGCUGCCGCCAGGGGAGCAACCACACCUGUACAUGGAAGGCUUGGGAGGAUACCCUUGACAAAUACUGUGACCAGGAGUAUGCCAUAAAGACCCACCACCACUCGUGCUGCCACUACCCUCCCAGCCCUACUCGGGAUGAGUGCUUUGCCAGUCGGGCUCCCUACCCCAACUACGACCGGGACAUCUUGACCAUUGACAUCAGCCAAGUCACCCCCAACCUCAUGGGCCACCUCUGUGGAAACCACAGAGUUCUCACCAAGCAUAAACAUAUUCCUGGGCUGAUCCACAACAUGACUGCCCGCUGCUGUGACCUGCCAUUUCCAGAACAGGCCUGCUGUGCAGAGGAGGAGAAACUAACCUUCAUCAAUGAUCUGUGUGGUCCCCGACGUAACUUCUGGCGAGAUCCUGCCCUCUGCUGUUACCUGAGUCCUGGGGAUGAACAGGUCACCUGCUUCAACAUCAAUUAUUUGAGGAACGUGGCUCUAGUGGCUGGAGACACUGAGAACUCCAAGGGCCAGGGGGAGCAGGGCCCAACUGGAGGAACAAAUAUCAGCUCCACCUCUGAGCCCAAGGAAGAAUGAGUCACCCCAGGGCCCUGGAGGGUCAGAUGGGGAGAACCCCACCCUACCACAUCCCCCUGAACACUCAUUACAGUAAACACCUCUUGGAUUUGGUA
This is a messenger RNA of Callithrix jacchus (white-tufted-ear marmoset), 2325 nucleotides long. It is a transcript of the gene ECM1, whose product is annotated as extracellular matrix protein 1. Lineage: Eukaryota; Metazoa; Chordata; Mammalia; Primates; Cebidae. Gene Ontology annotation, biological process: regulation of bone mineralization; signal transduction. Gene Ontology annotation, cellular component: extracellular region. The record is from RefSeq and is a predicted model, not a curated record.